CACAAAUGUUAUUACUUUUGACAGGUUACUGGUGACAGGUUGCCCAAGCUACUCGCCUCCAUAUUUCCCAGUAAACUCCAAGGUUAACUCUGUCAAGUAAUUGGGAAGCCAGCCGGGGCAGCUGCCUCUUGUGUUCACAUUUCCCCAGGUGGCCACCACCGGAAGACCAGAAUCCCCUCUCUUUGAGCAAAGGUGCGCUCCGAGGAUUACCACAAGCUCCAGCCGGGGCCCGCUGGGGGUUUAUUUGAAGCAUGCAAGAGAACAACGUGGACCAGCCUACAUCAUUAUCUCAGCUCUUGAGAGAGAACUACUUGGCCGAAGCACGAGCACACCAGAGACACAGCGAGAUGAGUCGUUCCGACUCCUCCUCACGGCGCCUGGUCUACGGGCCCCUCAAAGGCAAGAUGGCGGACUCUGCGGGGCUGGACGAGCCGCAACACCAGCUCCCAGACCUCUCAGCCUUCCUGAGUCAGGAAGAACUGGAUAAGAGUGUUAACCUGGCCUGUCAGGCUAUCGGACCCGAGGCCCGCGAAGAGAGGUCAGAUGUCAAUGCCUCCGUCGCCCUCUCUGCCACCUCCGCCGCAUCCGACACUCCCGACACCCAGCCUGAUCCGGAAUUAAAAGAACCCCUACCAACACACCCGACAUUUUUGCCAGAGAGACGGCCAUACCCACCUCUGUCCCUCCAGGACAAUGCUAUAAGGACAGACGAACAGAUAUAUCAGCUGUCCCAACCGUCCAUCCAGGACAACUCGAUGAGGACAGACAGACAGUCUUUCCCACCGUCCAUCAUCCAAGAUAUUGCGAUGAAGAACAACCGGGAAGAUAUUAAGAGACUAGGGGCUGGGGGGAGGAACACCCCGGCAUUCGGCCUGGAGAACCAGUCCAAGAAGGAGUUCCUCAACAAGGCAGCGGACUUCAUCGAGGAGCUCUCCUCUCUGUUCAAGGCAAACAGCUCCAAAAGGAUACGGCCCCGAUCGUGCAAAGCCCAUAGGAGCAGAGCCAACAAGGGCCAAGCCGAUGGGAGCGUUUACUCCCUGAACGCAGACGACAGGGAACGGCCCAUUCUUCUCCAAGACUUCGAAAUGGAGAUGGAGAGGCCUGCUAAUCCCUUCUGCAUUCAGCCGCCAGAGGUCCAAGGUUUGGACAUGGACCCGGGGUAUGGGCACGCUGACUUCCCCAUGCAGGACUGCAGGACUACUGAGGAGCAGUAUGAUGACUCUGAGGUGCUGGAGGCGGAUGAAGUGGAUGAGGCUGAGAGCCCUGCCCUGGUGGAGCCUGCCCUGGUGGAGAUCACCCCUGGAGUGUACACAGCCGACCCCAUCUGUGAGCCCCCUCACUUCAUCCAGAAACUAAAAAGCAGGGAGGUGGCGGAGGGCAGCAAGGUCCAGCUGGACUGCAUUGUUCGAGGACUCCCCAUGCCCGAAGUCCGGUGGUUUUGUGAGGGGAAGGAGCUGGAGAACAGCCCUGACAUUCAGAUCGUCAACAACAGCGAGUUGCACUCUCUGAUCAUUGCCGAGGCGUUCGAGGAAGACACGGGGCGGUACUCUUGCUUUGCUUCCAACUUCUACGGCACAGACUCGACAUCUGCAGAAAUCUACAUCGAAGGCGCCUCCUCUACAGAUUCGGAGGGGGAACAACAUUUUGAACAUGUAGCACAGCUGCAGAGGACCUCAGCUCAACCGACUGCUCCAUCUUUACAUUCAGUGGUCUGUGCUGUGUCUGUUUGUGAGGAAGACACACCCAUCUGUACUAAAGAACAUCCACAGGAGGCCACCUCACUGCCAUCUUGCCAGGAGACGUCAGCACCGUUACCUGUCCAGUUAGUCUGUACUCUAGAUCUACCACCUGUGGACAUAGUGCCAGUACUGGCACAGGAGGUAUCAACACGGUCCCUGCCAACACUGUCACCUGUCCCAGUGACGUCCGCAACAUUACAGACAAAGACAGUCACUACCACGGCACUACCACUAACCCAGGUGGUUUCCUCUACACUGCCUGCCCAGGUGGCUCCCAUGCAGAUGACUCUAUCUGAGAACCUAAACGGUGACAGCUAUAACCUAGGUCUAGACGUCUAUCCUCAAGGUCUAGACGGGAGGCCGAUCAUCGCUGCCCCUGUUUUCACAAAGAGUCUGCAGGACCUUUUGGCGUCGGAGAGCCAGCUGGUGGUGCUAGAGUGCCGUGUUAAAGGGGUGCCCUCCCCCAAGGUGGACUGGUACAGAGAAGGAACCAUCAUAGAGGACUCCCCUGACUUCAGGAUCCUGCAGAAGAAGCCUCGAUCCAUGGCUGAAUCAGAGGAAAUAUGCACUUUGGUUAUUGCUGAGGUCUUCCCUGAAGAUUCUGGAACAUUCACUUGCACUGCAAGCAACAAAUAUGGAACUGUAUCCAGUAUUGCUGCACUAAGGGUGAAAGGCAAUGAUAACACCAACAACAACCACGUGAAAACUCCACACAAGUCCACACAAGUCCCAGAGCCCUCUUCAUUAGAUCUCACUCCCCCCAGUCUAAAGCUUCAUGCUGACGUUCCUGUGACCAACAGCAUCAAGCCUCACUCCAACACCAUCCGCCUGGAUCCGCUCAGUUCCAGCACGUUACGACUGGACCCUCUGAGCACCAGUACCCUCCGUCUAGAUCCUCUGAGCUCCAGCAUGCUGCGCCAGGACCCUGUCAGCAUCAGCAUGCCCAGCCUGGAUCCACUAAUCCUGGGCAGCAGCCCCAGGAUAGGCACCCGUAGCUCCAGCACAUCUUGUCUGGAUCCACUAUACCUGAGCACCCCUCACCCAGACCUGUCUACUAGCUCCAGCAGGCUACGUCCUGAGCUCAAGAGCAGUGGUGAGGUGCCCAAGACUGACCAUGAAGACUCCAGAGCCUUCUCAGUGUUAUCAGACCCUGCCGUUGGUCUGAGUCCUAAGGUGGAAGGGACUCCUUUCCAUAAACCUGAGCCCCCUCCCCCUGUAAACCUCCCUGAUCCCCCCACCUCCUCUUGCCUCAAGCCUGGGGUUCUGGUGAGCCACAAUGGGCCCAGGUCCAGCUCCAGGGUAGGCCUCCGUGUGCACUUUAAACUGCCUGAGAAUGAGACAGACAACGAGAGUGAAACAUCCGAUAGCCAUUCAUAUGAAGAUAUGUCACAGUUGGCCAAUAAGGAACCACCUCCAGUCCUGGCCAAGCCCAAACUAGACCCUGUCCAGCUGCAGCUUCUACACAACCAGGUGCUUAUGGAGCAGCAGCAGACUGACACUGAGCCAACCGGAGCCACCCAGAGCCAACCGGAGGCAUCAGCCUGGCCAGCCCGGGAGCAACCCGAGCCCCAGCCCCAGCUCCAGCAAAGCCUACCCCGUUCAUCUACCCCCAUGCCCCUGCAGUCCACCCACCCCUCACCCAUACUGACCAUAGCCCCAACACCCUUACUCAACUUCAUCCCUGUGACAACACUGAACACUACCCCUGCACCCCAGCUAAACACUAGUCCCCCUGCACCCCUGCUUAACAUUGCCUCUGCACCACUACUGAACCCAUACGCCACCCAAUCUUAUUUUCUUUCUUCUUCUUCUUCUUCUUCACCCCUGCUAAACACAAGCCAUGUACCACCAAUAAACACUACCUCUGCACUGCUACUGAACACAGACCCUCCUGCACCCAUUAUUGGUACCCUGCCAUCCCCUCCUCAACUGAAGACAGCUUCAUCUUGUAUGAGCUCCCCUCCAUCUGCCCCUCUGCUGAGCACUGUUCCUGCACCCUAUCUGCAUACCAGCCCUGCAUCCCCACCCUAUAUGACCCUGCAAAACACCACCCAUUCUUCCCAGCUGAACUUAGCCCCCUUAUCCCUGCCUAAAGCUAUUCACGUACCCCAGUUUAACACACCUCUCAUACCUCCUCUGAACACAGCCCCCAAAGCAUCUCUCAGCUCCAUCUCUGCAGCUUUCAACAGGGCCCCUACAACCAUGCAGAACACCUCCCCCUCCCCCCUUCUCAGAACAACUCAUGCCUCCCUCCUCAACCUGGCUCCCACGUCACAGAGCUUCAACUAUGCUAGGCCAAAAGAGUUUGUCACUGCCCAGACUCCCCUCUCUCCAGUCAGGAGUCCCUCCCCUACAGAGUCCCCAGUUCCGUUGCUCCACGAGCUGGCUGCCGAGCUCAACUCCUCCAACCCCAACCUGUUCUCUCCACAACCCAGAGUCUUCCCCACCAGAGUCCUCAAGUCACCCACUAGCCCCCCUUCCUUCAUGUCCUCCCCCACCUCCCCCACCCUUUUGCCUGCUGCCUACCUAAACUCUGUGUUCACCCUGCCACAGCAGUCACCCCCACAGGCAGCGUCCCCGACCUCCAGCACCUCCACUCCCAGCCCCAUCCAGAACCAUGUGGCCUUCCUCAGCUCUGUCCUGCCCUCUCUACACACCACACAAGCCACCAACUCUAUGGGCCUGCCCAGGAGUGCUCACGGGCCACCUCAAAGCAUGCAGAAGAAGUUGCCUACAAGCACUCGUCCUAUGUCAGAUGUUGACAUUCGUAGCAGUCAACAAACCCUCCUCCAGGAUAUGGAGAAAAAGCUUAGGUUCAAUGAAGAUUUUAUGCGUGGUCAUGUACAACAGAAGCAGACUACUUAUGAGGGGAAAACAGCGAGCAGACCCCUCGGACCAAACAUUCCUGCCACUGUCUUUAACUAUGACGAGGAGUACAAAGUGUCCAACUUUGAGCAGAGGCUGUUGAGUGAGAUAGAGUUCCGUCUGGAGCGCACGCCAGUCGAGGAGUCAGAUGACGAGGUGCAACACGAUGAGAGCCCGACAGGGAAGUGCGUCGCGCCCAUAUUCGACAGGAAGCUGAGGAACUUCAGGGCCAUGGAGGGUGUGCCUAUGACGUUCUCCUGUAAAGUGGUGGGGAUCCCCAUACCGAAGGUCUACUGGUUCAAGGAUGGCAAGCAGAUCUUGAGGAAAAAUGAUCAUUAUAAGAAGAUAAGAGAGGGGGACGGAACCUGUGUCCUACACAUAGAGGUCACCAAUAACGAUGAUGACGGCAACUACACUGUCAUGGCAGCUAACCCCCAGGGACGAAUCAGCUGCUCUGGUCAUUUGAUCAUCCAAACGGGUCCUCUCCGAAACCGAAUGACACCUAUGAUUCACUCUCAGAGGGUUCGGGCCCGCAUACAGGAAGUGGAAGAGGGUGAACCAACCCAGGAGCGCUUCUUCCGACCUCACUUCCUCCAGGCUCCAGGGGACAUGGUGGCUCAUGAGGGCAGAGUCUGUAGAUUAGACUGCAAGGUGAGUGGCCUACCAAACCCAGAGCUGAUGUGGCUGAUCAACGGGAGGCCCAUCUACCCAGACUUCUACCACCGGAUGCUGGUGAGGGAGAACGGCAUCCAUUCCCUUGUCAUAGACCCUCUAAAACAGGACGACGCUGGGACAUACACCUGCAUCGCCAGCAACAAAGCAGGACAGAGCUCCUUCGGUCUGGAGUUAAGAGUUGUGGAAAAAGAGAUGAAGCAGGCCCCCCAGUUUGUUGAGAAGCUCCAGAACACAGGCAUCGCAGAGGGAACCCCCGUCCGACUGGAGUGCAGGGUUCUGGGCAUGCCUCCACCUGUUAUCUAUUGGAAGAAAGACAACGACACCAUUCCUCACACCAAGGCCAGAGUCAGCAUACACCAGGAUGCCACUGGAUAUGUUUGCCUCCUGAUUCAGCCAACCAGGAAAGAGGAUGCUGGCUGGUACACCGUAUCAGCAAAGAAUGAGGCUGGAAUUGUUUCAUGCACAGCCAGGCUAGACAUCUAUGCCCAGUGGCAUAAGCAUGUUCCUCUGCCUAUGAAAAAGGCUCCGCGGCAGGGCAGUCGCUAUGCAGUGCUGACCGGCCAAGGCCUGGACAUCAAAUCUGCCUUCCCCACAACGGACAAUAGCCCCAUCCUGUUCUCCAGCUCCCCUGUGGAGGCACAGCUGGAGAGUGAGGAGCUGUGAGGAGCAGACGUACUUCACCAUAGGGUUGUAAAAGUCUGUAAACUUUCCCAUAAUGCACAGGGUUUUCCGAAAUUCCAAAAGUUUAGGAAUUUUGUUUGAGAAUUUUAUCAACCUACUCCACCACCACCACCACCACUCUAAUCACUACUGGCCCUUUGAACCUACAAACUACUCUUCUCUGGAGUCUCAUAGGGCUGGUUUCCCAGACACAGAUUCAGCCAAAUCCUGAACUAAAAAGCAUGCCCAAUAGAGAAUCUCCAUUGAAAGUGCUUUUAGUUCAAGACUAGGCUUAAUUUGUGCCUGGGAAACCGGGUCCCAGAGUUUAGUCUGCUCUACCUCCUAAUGACUAAUCUACUAGUUCAUCUAAUCUGUGGUGGCCAGUGGGAUGGAAGAGCAGGACUAUAAUCUUAGCAGUUUGUGUCAUCUGAUUUGUGUGAUACAUUUGAUGUGAUACAUUGAAAUUACAAUGACAAAAACGGUUAGAUUUCCAACUGGCAACCUAAUGCUUUGUUUGUUUUUCUGCCAUUCCUAUUGAAUUGUAUCAUUUCAUUUUAUUCACACAAAACAGACAAACUUGCCAAGUUUUAGUUCACGGCCACCGAGUCAACUAUCAUCUUUUGAUAGGUCUGAUUUCUUUAUGGUUCAUUUUGUUCUACUUUUUGAUUAGUUAGUUAUAUAUUGAGAAGGUUGUUGAAUGUUGAUGAUCAUGACAUCAUUUCAUCAUCAUACAUUUUCAACCUGUUCUUAAUCUUUAGCAAAUUGACUGUUUCGUUUGGACAUGGUUGUUGUAUGGUUUGUUUUUAUUUCAAACGUAUAUAUUUGUGGCAAAUAAAGAUAGUUUUUUUUUUUUUUUUAUGUUUAUAUAAAAUAUAUGUGCAUUAAAUGUAAAUCAAAGAAAUACACUAAAGGAAAGCCAAACUGACAAAUUAAAUUGUACACAUGCAUACAUUGAGUGGGGGAGGUGCUACUCAAUAUUAGGAAUGUGUUCUUAAUGUUUUGUACACUCAGUGUGUAUAGCAAGUACUAUGAAUAUGACCAGGUGAAUCCAGGUGAAAGCUAUGAUCCCUUAUUGAUGUCACCUGUUAAAUCCACUUCAAUCAGUGUAGAUGAAGGGGAGGAGACAGGUUAAAGAAGUAUUUUUAAGCCUUGAGACAAUUGAGACAUGGAUUGUGUGUGUGCCAUUCCGAGGGUGAAUGGGCAAGACAAAAUAUUUAAGUGCCUGGGUUUUUCAUGCUCAACAGUUUCCUGUGUGUAUCAAGAAUGAUCCACCACCCUAAGGACAUCCAGCCAACUUGACACAACUGUGGGAAGCAUUGGUGAACAUGGGCCAGCAUCCCUGUGGAACGCUUUCGACAUCUUGUAGAGUCCAUUCCCCGGCGAAUUGAGGCUGUUGCAACUCAAUAUUAGGAAGGUGUCCUUAAUGAUUUGUACACUCAGUGUAUAUAGCAAGCUCUACUAUGAAUAUGUCUUUACAAUUUGAUAUCUAGAGUUGGUUCGACAAUAUGAUUGAAUUUCCCUUGAUGUUCAAUUAAAACAGAAUAUUUCACAUCGAAUACAUGAUUUGUAAAUGCACACUUUUGCACUGUGGUUCUGUUGUGUUUUGAGUCCAUACUGAUAGCAUAUGGAAAAGCAAGUGUAAGCAAAGGAUGGCAUUUUAGUAGUGCAAAAGCAUUGUGCGAAGUGCAAAAAGACCCACUGUAAGCCUCAUUAUAAACUUGCAGUGUGAUUACAUUUGAAACUUUUCUGCAAGAAUGUGUGUUAUAAGGUGGCGAUCAUUUGACAAGAGUUUAGUCAACCGAACAAUACAUAAAUAGUCACCUCUUUAUAACACAGUUUGAAACGAAGCCAGAUUGGAAUGGGGUUUAUGGUCAUUUUUGCACUUUGCUCAAUGCUUUUGCAUUACGAAAAUGGCUCUGUUUCUUCUCACUGCCUCAUAAAUGGAUAGUCGUGCUUACAGUAGCUUACAGUACACCAGGAGCCUUAUCCAAGGAUUGCAUUUCAAACACUAUCAUGAUGUUUACUUUACAGAAAUGCCUUUUUAAGGUGAGGAAUUUGAGCUGCUAUUUCUGCUGUAUGGAGAUAGGUAACUGAAUAUGUAAGUUAUUAUAUAUGAAAAAAACGAAAUUCUGACAGCAAUUUAUGCAAUAAUGUUCAUACAGCAGUAUAGUUGUACUUUGAAAAAUAUAGUCAUGUGUUUCAAUGUUAGUGGGUCUAGUGAUAGGAAAGAUAUUUGUUUGUUGGUAGGCACAUGUGCUUUAACAGAGUUCACUGAUAGAAUGAAAUGUAUGUGUGGGAGAAAUUAUGUUUUGAAGUUUUGAUGGAACUGUACACACCCUUGUAGCUAACAUGUGAUUUUUGAAAAACAGAUUAAAUGUUUGAACACAUAUUCAAUAAAUGUAAAGUUGCACCAUGUAAAAUAGUUUUUUCCCCUGAGAAUAAAGUUAUAUUUAUUCAAAAAUA
Messenger RNA from Salmo salar (Atlantic salmon), 8402 nucleotides. RefSeq names its product myopalladin (gene mypn). The record is from RefSeq and is a predicted model, not a curated record. Lineage: Eukaryota; Metazoa; Chordata; Actinopteri; Salmoniformes; Salmonidae.